UGCGCGUACUGUCAGCGGAAAGAUAAAUAAACAAUUCGCGUGGAAGCACGUGUUGUCGGCGAAAGGUGCAUACGCUGCAGUCCAGUUAAAUAGUAUCAUAGUUACUUCGCCGAAAUGGAAUCCGACCAAGAAGAUGAGGUUCCGAACGUUAACUUUGUGCCCAGCUUGAUUUUUGUGAAACGUGGCGUCGCUAAAGCUAAUCCGGACAAGGUUACAUUAACACCAGCAGAGCUCGCUAGAAUCAUCAACGAGACCAGAGAAGAACUCGUAGAGGAUGGAGUUGAUGAAAUGGACUCAACCGAUGACGAAGAAAACGAAGACAGUCAGAGGGGAUUAUCUGAACAGGCAAGCAGAUUGGCCGCUACUAAUCCAGAUGGCACAAAUGAAGUUGCGGAUGAAUACAACUUCGAUGGUUAUGAGCAAGAAAUCGGAACGACCGGGUUGCAUUUAAGUACGGUGGCUGUCAUUGAUCCGGAGGAAAACAUCCAGGACGAUGAAGAUUCCGAUGCAGAAGAUGAAAUCAUUAAACCAACGGACAAUCUGAUUCUUGUCGGACACGUGCAGAAUGACAGUGCGUCGAUGGAAGUAUACAUUUUUAACGAGGAGGAAGGCAGUAUGUACGUUCAUCAUGACUUUUUGCUUCCGAGUCCUCCGCUGUGCAUUGAAUGGUUAAGCUUUGACCCGGGGAGCGAUAAACCGGGCAAUAUGUGUGCGAUCGGAUGCAUGGAACCUAUCAUUACGGUGUGGGAUUUGGAUAUUCAGGAUUCGCUCGAACCGGUGUGCAAACUAGGUUCGAAGGGUAGUCGAAAGAAGAACCUUCCAAAGUUGGGCCACACCGAUGCCGUGUUGGAUAUUUCAUGGAACAACCAUUUACAGCAUAUUUUAGCAAGCGGAUCAGUGGAUCAAACCGUUAUCUUAUGGGAUCUGGAGGAAGCCACACCGCACACCACAAUUCGUGAUUUCGAGGAAAAGGUGCAAACAUUAGCGUUUCACCCGAAGCGUGCCGAAAUGCUGCUGGCUGGAAGUUGUGAUGGCAAGGUUAAAGUGUUCGAUUGCCGCUCGACAACCGACGAUAGCAGUAGUUACAAAGUGUGGGACCUUGGAGGUGAGGUAGAGCGCGUAUGCUGGGACCACUUCAACCAGCACUGCUUUGUGGCCAGCACGAACGAUGGAAAGGUACACUACAUCGAUAGCCGCCAGGAGGAACGUCCACUGUGGUCGAAGGAGAUGCACGAACAGGAAGUAACGGGAUUGGUGCUUAGCGCCCAGGUAAAGGGUAUGCUUUCGACUGCGUCUGCCGACGGUACGCUAAAGGUGUGGGAUAUCACAUCGCAGGACGCACGGAUGGUGUACAAAAAGAAUCCGAAAAUUGGCGUUAUUCAGUGCCUGGAUGCAUGCAACGAAAGUCCCUUCACGUUGGCAAUGGGUGGAGAUUUAAAAACGCACAAUUUUUCCGUCGUUAACUUGCUGGACAAUGAUGUCGUGUCCAACGUUUUCAAAUCCAGAUACAGUGCAAGCAAACCGACGGGCAACAUUGAACCCCCGACGGAAGAAAUGGAAGAUGCCAGCAUUGACGAUGAAUAAAGUGUCUGUUCUGGGUAUGCAAAUAAAUGUUUACUUACAGAA
This is a messenger RNA of Anopheles funestus (African malaria mosquito), 1626 nucleotides long. It is a transcript of the gene nclb, whose product is annotated as periodic tryptophan protein 1 homolog. The record is from RefSeq and is a predicted model, not a curated record. NCBI's taxonomy places the organism in Eukaryota, Metazoa, Arthropoda, Insecta, Diptera, Culicidae. Gene Ontology annotation, biological process: rRNA processing. The coding region runs from base 115 to 1584 and encodes 489 amino acids. Gene Ontology annotation, cellular component: nucleus. Gene Ontology annotation, molecular function: protein binding. The transcript has 7 exons.